This is a messenger RNA of Oryzias melastigma (Indian medaka), 2165 nucleotides long. RefSeq names its product N-lysine methyltransferase SMYD2. Gene Ontology annotation, molecular function: protein binding. NCBI's taxonomy places the organism in Eukaryota, Metazoa, Chordata, Actinopteri, Beloniformes, Adrianichthyidae. Bases 596 to 1894 code for a protein of 432 amino acids. Gene Ontology annotation, cellular component: nucleus. The transcript is spliced from 12 exons. The record is from RefSeq and is a predicted model, not a curated record.
GGGCUGAUAAUCUUAUCGUUUUUGAGUUCGUUAUAGAGAGGAAUGAACAGCAAAAUGCACUUGAAACCUCAAAAAGUAGAAUUUUCGUGGUAGGUCCCCUUUAAGGAAAAUUCACACAUAUUGGGUUUAAAUUAAAGUCAUUAUUGAUCAGGGACUCAGUAACAAGAGCUAUAAUGGGUGUAAUCUGAUUACAGGAACACAUGGAGACCACUAAAACUGUAUCUGCAAUGACAUGAGAACCAGUGAGAGCAAAUAAUCUGGAUUAAAAAAAUGUGUGCAGUAAAUGAAGGAGUCCUGACACUAAACCCUGAGGUACUCCUGCAGUGGUCAUUUUUAUAGAAUUUUAAAGAAAUGUUUGUAUUCAAAUUUCUGUGUAUUUAUGUGAACUAAACAACAUGUUUAGAUCUUAUUUUAUCUAAUGGAGCUUAAAUAUGCAUUUCUUUUAUGAUCAAACUGACUGGUUUCAGCUGUGAGUGAGGGUCUCUUCCCCCUUUGAUCUCCUCAGCUGUGGUAUGUUGACGCCCCAAGCCUUGCACGUCCAUCACCCACACAGAUCAGACUCAGUCUGGCGUGGAGACCCACGGAGGAGGUCACGAUGACGGGCAGCAUCGACGGGCUGGAGAUGUUCAGCAGCCCCGAGAAGGGGCGAGGUCUCCGCGUCAGCAGGGGCUUCAGCGUCGGGGAGCUGCUGUUCAGCUGCCCGGCGUAUUCGUCCGUGCUGUCGGUCAGCGAGAGAGGCAGCUGCUGCGACCUCUGCUUCCGCAGGAAGCAAGGCUUAGCAAGGUGUGGGAAAUGCAAGAAGGCUUUUUACUGCAAUGCAAGCUGCCAGAAGGCAGAUUGGGCCAUGCACAAGCUGGAGUGUUCGGCCAUGGUUGCAUUUGGGGAGAACUGGUGCCCCUCAGAGAGGUCCCGUUUGGUCGCUCGGAUCCUGGCUAAGAAGAAAUUGCAAAAAGAGAGGUGUGAUUCUGAGAAGAUACUCCUCAUUGGGGAGAUGCAGUCACAUCUGGAGGAUGAAGACAACGAGAAGAAAGAGAAGACUGAGGCGGACAUUGCAGGACUUAGUCGUUUUUUCUCCAAGCACUUGGAGGUGCCGUCUCACAGAGACCUGCUCACACUCUUCUCUCAGGUUGCCUGUAAUGGUUUCACGAUAGAAGAUGACGAGCUUUCACACAUGGGAACUGCAGUUUACCCAGACGUGGCUCUGAUAAACCACAGCUGUCUGCCCAGCGUCAUCGUCACCUUCAACGGGACGAAGGCCGAGGUGCGGGCCGUGCAGGACAUGAAACCUGGAGACGAGGUUCUCAUCAGCUACAUCGACCUCCUGUACCCCACAGACGACCGGAAGAGCAGGCUGAGGGAGUCCUACUACUUCACCUGCGAGUGUCCGGAGUGCCAAAAAAAAACGAAGGACACGGUGAAGCUAAAGGUGCGGAAGCAGAGUGACCCCAUCGAGCCACAGGUCAUCAGUAACAUGACGCGCUACGCUAAGAACACCAUCAGAGAGUUCAGAGCGCUGAAAAACAUCAAAACUCCCAGUGAGUUACUGGAAAUGUGCGAGCAGAGCUUGGAGGAAAUGGGAGCGGUGUUUGAGGACUCCAACAUUUACGUCCUCCACAUGAUGUACCAGGCCAUGGGGGUGUGCAUUUACAUGCAAGACGCAGACGGAGCACUCAGAUAUGGGGAGAAACUCGCCAGAUAUUACAGCAAGCUUUACCCUCCGUACUCCUUAAAUGUGUCGUCCCUUUACCUGAAGCUGGGCAGGAUCUACAUGACCAUGGGGAGGCACUCUGAGGGAAUCAAAGCUCUCACAAAGGCAAUAGCUAUAAUGGAAGUGGCUCAUGGGAAGGAUCACCACUAUCUUCAAGACAUACGCAAAGAAUUAACACAAAAAUGAAGAGGAUUGGAUCGCAGAGUUUAAAAUUUGCCAAGCUGCUGUCCCAGGUGGGCUUUUUAUCAUCACAAUUUUUGGAAAAAACUGCAAACGUGGCCACAGAUGUAUAGAAAAUAAGGCUUUUACUGCAGGUAUAACAGCUUCUUACAUGUCUGGGGAGGAAAAAUCUGAAUGCACUGGAAAUGCAUAUACAAAAACAUAUGUACACAAUACGUGAAAUGUGUUUAGGAGCUCGGCCAGAAACAACGAAAAACUGAAGGGGAAAAAUAAAUAU